Lactuca virosa is the source of this 639-nucleotide messenger RNA. The record is from the annotation of a GenBank genome assembly. Lineage: Eukaryota; Viridiplantae; Streptophyta; Magnoliopsida; Asterales; Asteraceae.
AUGAGUUCUUUCUUUUACAACCAUUCUUCGCCGGACUUCUCCUCGGAAAUCUCAUCCAGCUCGCCUGAGUACUCUUCCUCCAGUUCCCAAUGUAAUUAUUCCACCACACAUGAUCAGUAUCACCACUAUCUUGAUCUUCCCUUCAACGAAAAUGACUCCCAAGAGAUGCUUCUCUUCGGAGUUCUUGCCGACGCUGAACCUCCACAUGAUCCAAAAAGCCACAUUCAAGUGGAAGAGUGUCUCGGUCCGGAGAAGGAGUGUAGCUACAGAGGCGUGAGGAGGCGACCAUGGGGGAAGUACGCGGCUGAGAUACGUGACUCCACACGAAACGGGGUUAGGGUAUGGCUGGGGACAUUUGACACGGCGGAGGAGGCGGCUCUGGCGUACGACCAAGCGGCGUUCGCCCUCCGUGGUUCUGCGGCGGUCCUUAAUUUCUCGGAAGAAUUGGUUUAUGAAUCUUUAAGAAAGAUGGGGUACAAAUACGAGGAAGAUAGUUCGCCGGUAUUGGCACUAAAGAAAACACACACCAUGAAGAGGAAAUCGACGAUGAAGAAGAAGAAGGAAAAGGUUGAAAACGUCGUCGUUUUGGAGGACUUGGGUAGGGAAUACCUUGAAGAGUUAUUAGGUUUAUCUGAGUGA